This is a messenger RNA of Aspergillus niger, 1251 nucleotides long. RefSeq lists its product as uncharacterized. Gene Ontology annotation, biological process: protein refolding. The record is from RefSeq and is a predicted model, not a curated record. The transcript is spliced from 2 exons. Lineage: Eukaryota; Fungi; Ascomycota; Eurotiomycetes; Eurotiales; Aspergillaceae. The coding region runs from base 1 to 1251 and encodes 416 amino acids. Gene Ontology annotation, cellular component: cytoplasm. Gene Ontology annotation, molecular function: Hsp70 protein binding.
AUGCGAACCGUGGCCCUCUUCGUGGUCCUCACCAUCUGUCUCAUCCAAUUGGUCCUCGCCGCAGAAGACUACUACAAGAUCCUGGGACUGGAUAAAUCCGCCUCGGAGAAGGACAUUAAACGCGCAUACAGACAUCUGAGCAAGAAGUUCCAUCCGGAUAAGAACCCAGGCGACGAAACGGCCCAAAAGAGAUUCGUCGAAAUCGCCGAAGCCUACGACGUCCUCUCCACCUCCUCGACACGCAAGAUCUACGACCAAUACGGCCACGAAGGACUCGAGCAGCACCGUCAAGGCGGCCGACAAUCGCACGACCCGUUCGACCUAUUCUCGAGAUUCUUCGGCGGCGGAGGCCACUUCGGCCAUGCGCCGGGACAUCGCAGAGGACCGGACAUGGAGCUCCGGGUCGGGUUACCGCUAAGGGAUUUCUACAAUGGACGGGAAUUCUCGUUCGGUGUGGAGAAGCAGCAGAUCUGUGAUGCCUGUGAGGGCACAGGGUCCGCGGACCGGGAGGUAGUCACCUGCGAUAAGUGUUCUGGACGCGGAAUAGUCAUCCAGAAGCAUCAGUUAGCGCCGGGCAUGUUCCAGCAGGUGCAGAUGCAUUGUGAUAAGUGUGGCGGACAGGGCAAGAUGAUCAAGAAGCCGUGUCCCGUAUGUCAUGGACAUCGGGUAGUUCGCCGCGAGGUCGAGACGCACGCGACUGUCGAGCCGGGGAUGGAUAAGGGGAUGCGGCUGGUAUACGAGAACGAGGCGGACGAGAGUCCGGACUGGAUCGCGGGCGACUUGGUGCUGAUUCUUGAGGAGAAGGAGCCGGAGCUGGGCGACGCCGAGGAACAUCGUACGGAUGGGACGUUUUUCCGGCGGAAGGGCAAGGAUUUGUUUUGGAAGGAGGCGCUGUCGCUGCGCGAGGCGUGGAUGGGCGAGUGGACGCGCAAUAUCACGCAUUUGGAUGGUCAUGUGGUUCAGUUGGGGAGGAAGCGUGGGGAGGUCGUGCAGCCGUUGUCGGUUGAGACGAUCAAGGGCGAGGGUAUGCCGCAUUACUCGGAUGGGCAUCUUCAUGAUAAUGAGGAUGAGGAUGAGGAGCCUGGGAACUUGUAUGUGGAGUAUGCCGUUAUUCUGCCGGAUGAGAUGGAGAGCGGCAUGGAGAAGGACUUCUUUGCGCUGUGGGAGAAAUGGCGCAAGAAGAACGGGGUUGAUUUGGGUCGCGAUAGUGGUCGGCCUAUGCCUCCUCCGCCGGUGAAGGACGAGUUAUGA